CCCGGCCCCCACCACCACCGCCACCGCCAUCAGUUUCCCACGAAUCCAGCCAUGGUCGGUUCAUCCAUCCACGCGCCCCCCAUCCAUCCCCCCUUCUCCUCCCUUCUUACCCUGGUGGAAUCGACUUCCUCGGAAAUCUUAUCUGCUCUUUUGAUCAAGAUCUCGUGCAAUCUGCUUAAGCGAGCACCUAUUUCCGGUGCCUUCGAGCUCAAUUCGAUCGUCAAAAUCUGGGUGAUUCAAGGUGUGGUUUCUCGAAAUGGAGCGAGUGCAAGAAGCUAACAAGGCUGCUGUAGGGAGCUGCUACAGGGUCCUCAGCUUGCUCUCUCAGUCCCAAGAUCAAGAUCAAUCAAGAAAGCUGGCGGCGCAGACAGGGGAAGCUGUUGCUGCAUUCAAGAGAGUUGUGUCAUUGCUCAGUGAUAGUGCGAGGGAGGCAAGAUUUAGGACUAUGAACAAAGUCAAGUCUCCUUCCGAUCAUAAGAUUGUCCCUUCUCUCACAAAUUCUCAGCUACUCCCAAGAGAUGCCUUACAUGAUAACGAUCGCAAUCCCAACAACCUACUCCAACUCUCUCAAAGGAGCUUCCUUGAGAACCAAAAAGCCGGACAGGAUCCAUCAUCAGCUCACCGCCGAUUCCUACCGCAGCAGCAGCAGAACAAUCAAACGUAUCGGCUUCAGCAGCAAAUGAACAUUCAGGCUGACAUGUUGAGGAGGAGCAGUAAUGGCAUAAGUAUCAAGUUUGACAACUCUGAUUGCACUCCAUCUGCAUCUACAAGUAUGAAUGGAAAAAUCACCAGCUUGGAAGGAAAAGUGUUCCAUCUGAUCGAGGGGCAUGCAUCAUCCAACCCGGUUAACCCACAUCCUCCUCCCAAGAAGACCAGUAUAGUUAAAGGGGAGGACAACAAUGGGAAAUGUCCAAACAAUGGCAGGUGCCACUGCUCAAGAAAAAGGUUAGGCUAUGCAAGUUUUGUUUGUGUAUUGCUGCAAACUUUGCUGUCAAUUCCUAUACAUUGCUUCUUUUACAGGAAGCUGAGGAUCAAGAGAUCCAUAAAGGUGCCUGCUGUCAGUGAAAAGCUUGCAGAUAUCCCUCCUGAUGAUUACUCAUGGAGGAAGUAUGGUCAAAAGCCCAUCAAGGGUUCUCCUCAUCCUAGGGGGUAUUACAAGUGCAGCAGCAUUAGAGGCUGCCCUGCAAAGAAGCAUGUGGAGAGGUGCUUGGAAGACCCCUCCAUGCUUAUUGUCACCUACGAAGGCGAGCACAACCACACCAAGCUUCACACCCAAUCUGCCCAAACAUAGAUACUAAUCUCCUCCUCACAGCCAGUGCAGCCUACUGCUGCUUCUUGUACAUAUCAACAGUCAGCAGUUUUUGAUGGGUGAUCAAUCAUUAUCUUCGAUUCACCUUUUGGGAUGAAAGAGAAGGUGGGCAUGCUACACAUCUGCAAGCCUUUUGAUGACUGGAGCACUUUUUCUCACCGUAAAGACAGAUUAACUUGUGAAGACAACAUGUUCUACCAAUGUUUGGUGUCAUAUAAGCAGAGUACUGUGGUUGUUAAUGCUCACAAGUGUUUGUAAGAAUGAGAUGCCUUGGCAGUCAUGGAACUUCCAUGGAGCCUGCAAGGAGUCGCUUCAAGGACGCAAUGUGCUGGGUCCAGUGCAGCUACUAAUAUGCUACAGAAAAGAAACAGACACUUUGUUGAUGCAACAAGCUAAACUUCUACGAAAUAAUUGAUGAUAUUAUUUAUUA
Molecule: messenger RNA, 1739 nt
Organism: Musa acuminata AAA Group (dessert banana)
Lineage: Eukaryota; Viridiplantae; Streptophyta; Magnoliopsida; Zingiberales; Musaceae
Product: probable WRKY transcription factor 21
Exons: 3
Coding region: 257-1291 (344 amino acids)
Biological process (GO): regulation of DNA-templated transcription
Molecular function (GO): sequence-specific DNA binding; DNA-binding transcription factor activity
Source: RefSeq, a predicted model, not a curated record